Molecule: messenger RNA, 8333 nt
Organism: Petromyzon marinus (sea lamprey)
Lineage: Eukaryota; Metazoa; Chordata; Hyperoartia; Petromyzontiformes; Petromyzontidae
Product: serine/threonine-protein phosphatase 4 regulatory subunit 3A-like
Biological process (GO): protein dephosphorylation; DNA damage response
Cellular component (GO): protein phosphatase 4 complex; nucleoplasm
Molecular function (GO): protein phosphatase activator activity
Source: RefSeq, a predicted model, not a curated record
CCCAUGCAGACUGGGAAAUGUAAUCGGGUUACCCCGAGCCCCUGCCUCCGGAGCCCGGGAAACCCCUGCGCAGGGCCCGGGCCCCCGUCCGCAACAAUGAGCGAUACAAGACGGCGGGUGAAGUUGUACGCGCUCAACGAAGACCGGCAGUGGGACGACCGGGGCACUGGCCACGUCUCGUCGUCCUACGUCGAGAAGCUCAAGGGCAUGUCGUUGCUCGUGCGCGCCGAGUCUGACGGGUCUGUGCUACUGGAAUCGAAAAUUAAGCCCAACACGGCUUAUCAAAAGCAGCAGGACACACUCAUCGUGUGGUCUGAAGCAGAAAACUACGACUUGGCUCUCAGUUUCCAGGAGAAAGCUGGCUGUGAUGAAAUAUGGGAGAAAAUCUGCCAGGUGCAGGGGAAGGACCCCUCGGUGGACAUCACCCAGGACCUCCUGGACGAGUCGGAGGAGGAACGCUACGACGACAUGCCCGAGGCGGCGCCCGCGGUGGAGCUGCCCCCGUGCGAGCUGGGCCGGCUCGUCGACAUCGCCGAGCUCGUGUCCACGUCGCUGGCCAUGCCCGUGCGACGCGAGAAGCUCAUGCUCGUGCUCGAGACGGAGGGCUACAUCAAGAAGCUCCUGGAGCUCUUCCACAUGUGCGAGGAUCUGGAGAAUACCGACGGCCUCCACCACCUCUUCCAGAUCUUCAAGGGCAUAUUUUUGCUCAACAGCACGGCCAUCUUUGAGGUGAUGCUGUCAGACAGCUGCGUGAUGGACGUUGUUGGCUGCUUGGAGUACGACCCCUCGCUCCCGGAGCCCAAGAGGCACCGGGACUUUCUGAACACGACCGCCAGGUUCAAGGAGGUCAUCCCCAUCUGUGACCCCGAGCUGAAGCAAAAGAUCCACCAGACGUACCGGGCGCAGUACAUCCAGGACGUCAUUUUGCCGACGCCGUCGCUUUUCGAGGAGAACCUCGUGUCCUGUCUCAGUUCGUACAUUUUCUUCAACAAAGUGGACAUUGUAAAGCUUCUCCAGGAAGAUGAAAAGUACCUUACAGAGCUGUUUGCACAGCUGACAGACGAGGCCACUGAUGAUGAGAAGAGGAGAGAGCUGGUAAACUUUUUAAAAGAGUUUUGCGCGUUCUCGCAAACGCUUCAACCUCAGGAUAGGGACAACUUCUUUAAGGCCCUGUCCUGUCUGGGCAUCCUGCCGGCCCUGGAGGUGGUGUUGGGGAUGGACGACGCCCAGGUGCGCAACGCCGCCACGGACAUCUUCUCGUACAUCGUGGAGUACAGCCCGUCGAUGGUGCGCGAGUUCGUCGUCCAGGAGGCGCUACAGAACGACGAUGACAUCCUGCUCAUAAACCUGAUCAUUGAACAGAUGAUCUGUGACACAGACCCAGAGCUGGGCGGAGCGGUGCAGCUCGUGGCGUUGCUCAGGACGCUCAUCGACCCCGAGAACAUGCUCGCCACAGCAAAUAAAACCGAGAAAACGGAGUUUCUGAGCUUCUUCUACAAACACUGCAUGCACGUGCUCACCGCGCCCCUCCUGGCAAACACUGCCGAGGACAAGCCGGGGAAAGACGACUUCCAGACGGCGCAGCUGCUGUCGCUCACGCUGGAGCUGCUCACGUUCUGCGUGGAGCACCACACGUACCACAUCAAGAACUACAUCAUGAACAAGGACCUGCUGCGCAGGGUGCUGGUGCUCAUGAACUCGAGGCACUCCUUCCUUGCUCUCUGCGCGCUGAGGUUCAUGAGGAGGAUAGUGGGCAUGAAGGACGAGCUGUACAAUCGUUACAUCAUCAAGGGCAACCUCUUCGAUCCGGUCGUCCGGGCCUUUCUGAACAACGGCUCGCGCUACAACCUCCUUAACUCCGCAGUGAUUGAGCUGUUCGACUUCAUCAGGACGGUGGGUGACUUCGACACAGAGGACAUGAAGCCUCUCAUAAUGCACAUAGUGGAGAACUUCUACAAAGGCUUCGAGGACAUCGAUUAUGUGAACACCUUCAAGGGACUCAAGAUGCGCUACGAACAGGAGAGGGAUCGAAUGGAGACGCCCAAGGCGGACAGCACAACGCCGCUUCUGCGCAACCACCGGUUCCGGAGAGACAUGCGUACCCUGGAGGAGGAAGAGGAGAUCUGGUUUGACGACGAAGACGAGGUGGAGGACGAGGAAGCGGUCGUUCCUCCGUCGGAGAAGACCAAGAGCGAAGAGGACUUCAUCGACCACCUCGGGAAGUUCAUAGAGAGGAAAAAAGCCAAGGACAAUGAGGACACGGAUCUGCUCGCCAAACCUUCCGUCGCGCCGGCAGCUCUGGGCACCAAGCCCGAGUCGCCGGUGCUAAAGCUGUCGCUGUCCGUGAACGCCGCUCCCUCGGCCGGUCUGGGCCCAAUGCUGGGCCUGAGCCUGAGUCCUAGUGCCAGUGGCGCUGGUGGCAGCGCCGGUGGUGGUGGCAGCAGCGGGGUCACGACGGCGCUCUGCUCCGAGAAGCCGUUAUCCCCGCUGGGCGGCUCCUGCAGCGGCACCGUCGGAGGGGGGGCACUGUCGCCCACGGCGCCGCUCAGCCCAGCCUCUCCCGGCGCCGUCUCUAGCAGCGUCGCAACCAUCUCCAUCAGCGCCAAGCGCGGCCUUGUGGGGCUGGUGGAUUACCCCGACGACGAGGACGACGAAGAGGAGGAGGAGGAGGACGACGACGAGGAGGAGGUGAACGAGACACCGCCGUCUAAGAGAGCGCGCCUGGAGUCGUAGACUUGGCUGCCACCCACAAACUCUCCCGUGGGGGUGGUGGGGGCCUGGCGGGGGGGGUGGCUACCAUCGCAGAUGCGGGGAGCGCCUCCGCAAGGGCCGCCUGCCCGCCCCCCGCUCUCGGACACGACGGCCGAGCGCGGUGCCGGUGCGCCCGCCACAAUCUAUUGCCAAGUGUCCCCCACGGGGAUUGUUUCACAGCCGUCCGUCCACCAAGCCCAGCCAGAGGUUUCGCCGUUCCUGGUCUUGUCCUAAUUGUCGUUGUCAUCGUCGUCGUCGUCGUCGUUUUUUUCCCCCCCUCCGACUGGCGUGAACGUCCGCGUGACGCCGCUGCUUGGCCCGGGAAUUCCAGCCGCAGGCCCCCGACUGGCGGCGCUGCUUGCUGCCGCUGGCGGGCCGCGUGCCAAGACGUUCAGCGGCGGGGGUGCGGUGGGCAGCUUGAGGCUGGUCGCUGUUACGGCCGCCUUAGAGCUUCACCGUUCCGCGGUUCUCAAAACUCAGGGGAUUAAUGUGCGGCAUCGUCGACGGCUUCACAUUCGACAGACCAGCCUGAUAGCUGCGUAGCCUUUCCCUGAUUAACACGCAGACAGCCUUCCGCUGCCGUGACUCUCAGACCGUGCGGAACGGUGUUCCGUGUUUUCAGAAUCUGAUGGGACGAUCAGAGUAAACUUUUGCUUCAACCAACAAACAAAGGGGUUUUGCUCUAACCCCCCCCCCCCGUGAAGGAUUUUUUUUUUAUCGCUCAUGGCCCAAAAACUUGAAGCGAUAUCGGGUUUGAAUGUUUUGUGGUCGUACAGGCAAGACCAAGAUGUGUGCUUCGGUGGAUGUGCGAGCGUGUUGCGGUUUGUUUUUAAAAGGCUUGACGUUCACUGCUCUCACAGCCUCGAUAAUUGCUGUGGCAAUAACUGAUUUAUAGGCAAGCACACUUUAGGCUACCUCUGAAUUUUUUUUUUACUUAAGUGGUGGCCAUCAUAAAAGGGUUAUUUUCCACACGUAAAAGCGGAAUGUGUAGAAAUUUAGUGUAGUAGCAAGUGUAAGGCUCUCACAUAUUUGAGGGUUAAAUGAUUUCUGUUUUUGUAAAACCUACUUCGAAUCAACUUAUUGCAACAGCUUUUAUCUACACUUUGAGCUGAGCGAUUGUGAGCCCUCCCCCCCCUCUCCCCCCGACUCUUGAACGCCAUCGGCAAUGAGAUAGCGAGAGAGAGACAAGAGUGAGAUGAGCGAGAGAAGAGCUGUGAUGGGGGAGAGAUGGCCGAAACAGCAUUGUCUCGCCGUGAGCGUUGGCCCGGGAAAUACCCAGCCCUCUGGGAAGAGGCUCUUUGAGUGUCUUUGCCUGAAGAAAGCUUUGAAAGUUAAGCUGGAAAAAUGCCAUAAAUAAAAGCGAGAGAGAGAGAAAGAGAGCGAAACAAAACUUGUAAUCAUAUUUGGCCUGGUCUCUACGUGCAUACAACUUGCAUGGGUUUUGGCGGAGUGUUUGCUGAGAUGGGAGGCAUCGUUUGCCCUGUUGUAAUGAAAUGUGGAAGCUUGGGGGACCACAUAUGUCCGUCCACAACUUGGAUGGCAUUCACUCUUGUCACUUUUACAUGGGUGUAAAGUUUCAUGUGUUCACAUUUAUUAAUGACACAGUUUGUCUUGUUGCCGUACUAUGCCUUGUUAUUUUGUUUCGUUUAAAUGAGUUAAUCGGCGCCGUUAAGAUUCUGGUCUGCGUAACGUGUAUUCAUUGCACAGAAGCAAUAUGACACAUUUGACGUGGGUCGACUGAGAAAAUAUUUAACCUCUUCAGCAACCGCGCGAGAGGCCAGAUAAGAGCUAUUGAACCAUAGCUCGUCACGUGUUUUUAAAGGGAGGGGAAACACCGUAUAAUUGAACAGUGUUACAAAAACAUAAGUUGUAUAAGUAAAACCCAUAUGUUUAUUAUCGGCUUGGAUGUCUCAUUAAAUAUUGUGUCAUCCGGGGCUUAAUUUCUCACUGAAUAUUUUCGGGGUCGCUGGUAGACGACCUGGAGUAGGUGGCACGUGACCAGUAGUCACAGCCCCGACGAGAGGUAACACUGGAUAUUUGACGCGUAGGAUUUUGAAGCCGCUCGUAAUCCCAAACGUGGUCUUAUUGGGUUCGGCUGCACGUUUUGAGCCCUUUCGUCUGUCCACAUUUUGGCGCGAACUACAUAACGGGCACCUUCAGGAGCUGAAGUGAAGGACUCUCACCUUGAUCUCCACCCUGAUUGCACGUUGUCUGAGUUUAUCAUGAAUUAUUUGUCCCUGGGCGUGUCCGGGAAUUCUCCACGCUUCUCCUGGGAAUGUCUGCGUUGUCUGAAACUUGCCAGGGGAACACGCGUGCGCAGGUUAGCGUGUCUGGCAACGUUCUGCAACGGAACGGCCGUUUUCAAGCGACACUCCCCUUCUAUCCGCCCUCCCCUUUUUGAGAUGAAUGUGAGACUCAUUAUCUCGGCGCCCGCAAGAUGCCCGAAAGCCCUCGCGAGAAGAAAUGCUCAACAGGUGGCGGACCACGCGCGGGCUUCCUACUGGGUGAGAUGUCGUGUGCGGCGAAUAUAUUUGUGGUUGCGAGGAGCCCGUACGAACCUGGCCGAAAUUAAGCCCUGGCCUCAUCGUCGUCUUUGGAAAAGCAGGACAAGAUUGUAUUUGCGUGCGUGUGCGCGCGCGUGUGCGGGAUGACCCUCCGCGUUCCUGUUUGCGUGCGGCUCGCGUCCCCUCGACGAUGUGCGGCAUGCUCCCCCGUGACACGUGCUCUGUGUUGGUCGCGUCGACGAUGCUCGAAUCAGGGGGAAGGAAGGGGGUGGGGUGGGGAUGCGCGCGCGCAGGGCUUGUGGGUAAAUCGCUUCACACUUGUCCCCCUAACGCUUGUCGAUGGCCAUGAAAAUCAAUAACGCCAGUUAUUUAAGUCCGACGUGACAUUUUCUGCCUUGUUUUUUGACGUUGCAUUUAAAAUCCAUAGCUCGAGACGGCCUAAUUUCUGUGUUUUGGUGGAAUGGUCAUUUCUGCCCAUAUUUGGUGGGGAGGAAAAAACCCAGCCAAUUUGUUGCUAUUCAGCCACCAAAGGAAAUUCUGCAAUGUCCUCUCCGCCGAUACAUUAAUCGUGCCCUGUGGUCUCGUGUUUCAUCCGGUUUAUAAAAUUUUCCGAUUCCGUUAUUGCAUUUGAAGGAACAUUUUUUUCUUUCCUACUCCAUUGAUCACCAAACUGACUCGACCCGUCGGGAGAGAACAUUCUCGCGCCCUUUACCAAACACAUCGUUGUCGUGCGCCCUCUCGCCCGAGGUCGGCACAGCCACUGCCGCCCACGAUUGCCUCGUGCUGUCUCUCCAUCGUGGCACCCUCGCGCGUGCAACGUCACCGACUCAACUCAAUUCAAAGGAUUCACCGCAUCGGUGACUUGGAGGCGGGGUAGAUCGCCUGGGUUCUGAAAUAGGCUUCCACCCCACUCUGGGCAGUUCCUAGCAUUAGCCAUGCGUCUCCGGACGUCCACCGAUGACAGGACCCGUUGAUCGAGCGAAAAGUAUCCGUCUCUGAUGCCAUGGAUUACCCAUAAUGCCUUUCUUGGAGGCCUGUGUCGACUGAAAAUUGACCGUAAAUUUAUGUUCAUGCACGUGAUUUUAUUAUAAAGAUUCUUAGUUUUGUUUGUAGUCAUUAAAACUUAAUUUUAUGUAGUAUAGGGCCAGUGUUCGGUUGCAACGUCACCUCUUGUGUUCCCUUUGUCAAUCGAAGCAGUGCACGUCCGGGUACAAUAAAGUCGCCCGAGGUUCUCCACUUAGUUCAGAUUUUACUGCGCGCUCGACGUUUUGUGCUGGGAGCGUCUUCACAAACUGAAUCGAUUGAGUUGAAGAGAACUGAAUUCGGUUCAUGAAGGAGCUCCCAGCACGUGGAGCGAAACGUCGGACACGGUGCCGGCCACCACGGUACGACCCUGAAAACGUGUCUGGAGAGCGAUGUACGGGUACGGCACAACCGCGUAAACGUGCAGAAGAGUAGGAAGUCACUCGAGGUUUUGAUGCAACUGACCACAAAUUCGCGUGACGGUAUAAACGGACGGCAACAUCGCUCUGGGCGAGUCGCAGCAUCGGGUGGUGAUUGAGACAACGGUGGCUUCCUUUUCACCAAAAGUCGGAUGAAAAGCAGCAUUGGCCAUCGGCACGUGAUUUGGGGGGGGGGGUGGGACCCGGUGGAAAUUUUGGCUGCGCGCUGGAAUGAAACACGAACCGAUGUGAUCAUCCGGUAGCGAAACUGCUCGCCCUGUCCUCUGCCUGGGGUGCGGAGUUGUAGGGGGUGGUCUGGGAGACGGAAUAGGAAGAGGGGACCUCCCAAAAAGCAAGCAGCUCUUCUCUUGUAGUUGCACACCUAAGGUUGUAUGUCCCAGGCUGCUGGAAUUUGAUCUUGCUGGUCUCUUAAUGAGAUGAAAACAAUUUGAAAUUGGUAAGAUGGUGUCCUUGCGGGCUCGCGCCUGUAUUCCGCUCGGGUGCUCUUGACUGACAUUGUAAAUCUUUUAGUCGCCUCCCAAAGCUUGACGCAUCCUUUGUAAACUUUUACUACGACCAAAUCACCCUGAACCACGCCCGAUCUCGGAGGCUGAAGCAGGGUUUGAGGCUGGCUAUUACUUGCAUGGGAGACUGCCUGGGAAUACCAUGUGCUCUUACAGGCUUGGGUCACACAGUGGCCAGGAGAUGGCAGUACAGCAAUGGAUUCGUGAAUCUACCUGUACGCAUCUUUGUUGCCAUCAUCGGGCACGUUCGACUUCACCAAGUCCUCUCGGUUUGCUCUCGAGUUAAGCCAAACACCGGGUGACGGAAUUGACCAAACGCGCAACCUUCGCAGGACCCUUCUGGACGAGUGGUGGAGCUGCCGAGUGUGCAGGCUGCGCAGCUGCACCGGGGCCCCACAAACAGGAGGGGAGUCUCGGGCACCGGGCAAUGAAGAGUGAGGGAAGUGGGAUGGGGGUGGCUCCCAUUGUUUGGUUCCUGGCACCAGUGCCCAUGCCAAACUAACUGCGCCACUGCUACAGAGUCUUUGAGUCUUGAGGCUUUCCUGGGUAUAGGGCAUUAUUAUUAUUAUUAUGAUUCACAAGUCGAUCGGUUGGUCGCCUGUGGUGGCAUAGCAUUUGUAAACUCUCCCCUCCGCCUGUCUAUCAGAGACCUUUCUGCCAGCAAUGGCGUAAGUCAUUACAGGGGCUGCGGCUUUACCGUUGAGUUUGGUUAUUGUCAUAAUCACCAUUAGCCUGGGACAGCCUGGGUGUGUUAUCUACGGUAUAAGAGACGUCAUGUUUGUAUGGGUUUCUUAUUCCUUUACAAUGGGGGGGAGGGGGGGUCGUGUCGCGCUCACUCAGUCUGCCUGCGUGGUGUUUACAGUUUUGUAUAUUGCCAAUAUCGUCCUCGAGUUUCGGGGGGAGGGGCUAGGUUGGGAGAUCUAUUUCUUUACUGUCGAGCUAGUUUAUGAAUAAGAACCAUUUAUGUUCCAAUGUGUGUGUGGAGGGAGGGGAGGGGGGCGAUGGAAAUUAACAAAGACGAAUAUUGUCAUUUAUUGAUCAUGGUAGUUCAAUAUUUGUUGUGAUUUAAAAGGUUUCUCAAGUUAGACAAUAAAGCUGUGGCCCGUGUAGGA